AUGACACAGAAUGCUAUCUCAUUCAACCAACCAGAGCGCAAUGCUUCCUCUAUUCAACUAUUGUGCCUGUACCCACACUUGUUUGCCUCCUAUUUUCCAUCCUAUUUGUCCCUGGCCCACUGA
Messenger RNA from Pyricularia pennisetigena, 123 nucleotides. RefSeq lists its product as uncharacterized. The record is from RefSeq and is a predicted model, not a curated record. The coding region runs from base 1 to 123 and encodes 40 amino acids. Lineage: Eukaryota; Fungi; Ascomycota; Sordariomycetes; Magnaporthales; Pyriculariaceae. The transcript has a single exon.